This is a messenger RNA of Daphnia carinata, 1076 nucleotides long. Its product is annotated as pro-resilin-like. The coding region runs from base 132 to 986 and encodes 284 amino acids. The record is from RefSeq and is a predicted model, not a curated record. Lineage: Eukaryota; Metazoa; Arthropoda; Branchiopoda; Diplostraca; Daphniidae. The transcript is spliced from 3 exons. Gene Ontology annotation, cellular component: extracellular matrix.
UCGCAAAAGAAACCGCCACCAGUUUGAAACCUUGAGGUGUAGGCAAGGGAUUGGUAUAUAAAGGACAGCUCACCACGUCUCAAAUCAUCAGUUCUUCUUCUGAAGCAUUCGAAUCAUCUUCUUCCAGCAACAUGAGCAAGCAUUACAUCAUUUUGGCUGCCUUGAUCGCGGUGGCGUUGGCUAAGCCACAAGGCUAUGGCGCAGGAGCGGGACUUCAGCAACAGGGAUACGGUGGCAAAGCUAAUCAACAGCAACAGGGCUACGGAGCUCAGUCAAGCGCUGCUCAACAAGGCUAUGGUUCUCAGGUGUCAGCAGGAGCUGGAAAGAAUUAUGGAACACAGUCAGGUGUUGCCCAACAGCAACAAGGUUUUGGUGUCCAGGCUACAGCAAGCGCUGGAGCUGGACAAGGAUACGGAGCUCAAUCUGCUGCCGCUCAGCCCCAACAAAGCUACGGAUCCCAGGCUUCAUUUGGUGCAGCAGCUGGACAGGGUUAUGGCGCACAAAAUGGAGCUUCUCAACAGCAACAAGGUUAUGGUUCAUCCAACGGCCAACAGAAACCAACCAACACUUAUAACAGCAAUGGCAACGCUAAGCCUUCAGCCUCCGCUUCAUCUUACGAACAGGAGCAACCCCCGAUGCCAUAUGAAUAUGCCUGGGAGGUAAAAGAUGAGCCAACCAAGAACGACUACGCCCAUGAAACUAAGAGCGAUGGCAAAGUUGUGACUGGAUCUUACCGCGUUGCUUUGCCUGAUGGCCGCACUCAAAUUGUUUCUUACCGCGCUGAUGAGAACGGCUACGUCGCUGAUGUCAAGUACGAAGGUGAGGCUCAGUUCCCCGCACCAUCGAACGGUAACGGAAACUAUGGGAAUAGCAAUGGCUUUGGAAACGGAGGCAACAAUUAUGGAAAUGGCAACGGCAACAACAACUACGGAAACGGCAAUACCAGGCCUAAUGGAAAUGGCAACAAGCCAAGCACUUCAUAUUAGAACUUAACAAGAACUCGAUUAUGUAUCGCCAUAAUGCUUAAUUUUGUGUACGAAUAACCGUGAAAUUCAAAUACAUUUAUAAUUUUCUUA